AUGGAUCCUGUACCCGUCUACACCAUUGAUUUGUCCCGUCCACCAGCUCAAAGAUACGUCGAGGUCGUGUGCGACUUCCGUGAGAAGAUACCGCAUCUGACCGAGCUGUUCCGAGAGGUCGUCACCGCCUCAGGGCUGCCUCCGAAGCCAACUACUCGGGUUGCAAGGCUCUUACUCAGGCGGCUGUACAGUCACGAACAAACCGAGGAGAUCAGAGGUAUCAGUGAUGCAAGCGGUGUCGAUAUGUACCUUCUCGUCUGCCUCAAUACGCUGCUGGACCUCUUCAUGGGGUGCACAAGCGGCGGGGCAAGGGCUAAGAUAGGGGGUGCGGGCAAUGGCCGGCAGUCACGGAUGCUACAUUUUCGGACGCUGGACUGGGACAUGGACCCUCUUCGCGAAGUGGUGGUACAGCUUAAUUUCGUCAAUGAUCCUCAGGGGCCCGUCAUCGCCCGUUCCAUAACCUAUGUUGGUUUCGUCGGUGCGCUCACUGCGGUCAGGCCGGGCUUAAGUUUGUCGCUAAACUUUCGGCCCUACCACAACGACAGCCACUCACGAGCCUCGAAUCUGCUAUUUCACUACCACAGAGUUCUUGUGUUGCUCGGCCGGAGACCCUCAAUCAGUUCCACCCUGCGUAGCAUUCUUCUUACUCCCGACCCCAGCGAUGGGCAUGGACGUCUCGACACAAUCUCCUCAAUACAGCGCCGGAUACCUGAUGGAGACAAAACGAUGGUUAUGGAGAAGGAUCGCGUCACCGCUUGUACCAGCACAAGCACAUCAUUCAUCGUCAUUGCAAACCAUGACACCAGCUCGGACAAUGAUCCAGCCGCUGCGCACGGUAUUAACAACACCAAGCUGGCCAUCGCUGGAAUGAACGAGCUCGUUGAAGAUUCUCAACACAGGAUACACUGCAUCAAGUCGAAGUGGCAGGAAGCCGAGAAGAGAUUCAGGCGACGUAGGAAACAAGCCAAUAAUGAAGAAGUAAAUACGGAACUGAGCGUGACAGAGUCUCAGUUAAUCAACUGGGUGGAGGCAUGGCCCAUCACCAACGAGUGCACUCACUAUGCAACUAUCAUGGACCCCUUGGUCGGUGACUUCGUCUACCUUCAGAGAUAUAAUCAGCCUCAGAUUGUCUCAGAGUAG
Diaporthe batatas is the source of this 1140-nucleotide messenger RNA. RefSeq lists its product as uncharacterized. Lineage: Eukaryota; Fungi; Ascomycota; Sordariomycetes; Diaporthales; Diaporthaceae. The transcript is spliced from 2 exons. The record is from RefSeq and is a predicted model, not a curated record. Gene Ontology annotation, molecular function: hydrolase activity, acting on carbon-nitrogen (but not peptide) bonds. The coding region runs from base 1 to 1140 and encodes 379 amino acids.